Messenger RNA from Ornithodoros turicata, 3192 nucleotides. RefSeq lists its product as uncharacterized. Bases 192 to 2609 code for a protein of 805 amino acids. Lineage: Eukaryota; Metazoa; Arthropoda; Arachnida; Ixodida; Argasidae. The record is from RefSeq and is a predicted model, not a curated record. Gene Ontology annotation, cellular component: cytoplasm; nucleus. The transcript has 17 exons. Gene Ontology annotation, molecular function: calcium ion binding; protein serine/threonine phosphatase activity.
UACGAAACAGACGGGUAAUGAAGCGCAGGAACCAUCGAGCGAGGUGCGGAGGUGCUCUUGGAUAUGGUUCUCAGAAGAAAUCGGAGAUAUCAUGGAAAAUAACAUGUUGCUUCAAAAGUAACCUCGUGACGGAGAUGCGCGUUCCGUCUCAGCGCUUGAAAUUUAAAAUGGCAUGCCUUUAGGCCUAUUUUAUGGCUGUCAACUCAGCUCCGGCCGGAAAGAGGCCGGAAGACGAUGCACCACAAACUUUCGAAGAUUAUGUUACAAUUCUUUGCUACGACAAUGAUAUGCGCUGUGGAUUAGUGGAAGGCGCCAACAAGGGACUAUGGCUGCCUUACAAGGAAAUCAUGCAAGGCGAAAGCUGGGACAGUGCUGUGGAGUCUUUACUCAAAGAGCUGUCAAUCAAAGCUUAUGUCAACCAGGGCAUGAUCCAGGUGCUCCGGAUACAGCCAGGACUGCAUCGCCCAUUUUACACAAGAAUUAUUUUCACCAUAAAAGUAACGGAACCAGUUGAGCAGGAUGACAUGCAGGCAGAGCAGAUUCGCCUGCAGUGGAUUGCAGCAGACGAAAUUCAACGCAUGUCCAAAAUGCGUCCCUACCCGUUCAUGGGUGUGGAACCCGCCGAACUGUCCAAGAUGCUUCUACAGGCCAGGCAACUUCCCGUGCCGUGCGACUUCACAGAGAUCAAUGCAAGCGCAGCGCUCUCGUCGCAGGUCAUGCCUGCAAAGUCACAAAUUGAGCAAAUGCUAGAAUCUGCCAAGUUUGGCCAGCAAGAACAAGAUAUGGUGCGCUUCGACUUUUUCAAGUUUUCGCGGCCCAGCACCUACAUGAACGAGAGUACAUUCCAGGGGUACCUCAGCUCACUCGGCUGGGAAGUGUCCGCCUAUCUCGGCGAUUUGUUCAGAGCAAUGGACAUACACAACAGAGGAGCACUGACGUGGAAAGAACUGGUACUGGGGCUCGCGGCCAUGGAGCCGGGCACCCAGCACGGCGGCACUCCCGGAGAGCUCCGCUGCAGACACAUCUUUCGCCUCUAUGACACAAACUGUGACGGUGUUAUGGAAUAUGCUGAGUUCAGGAAAAUGGUGAAGGAUAUUCAAGAGAUGCGAGGUAUUACUAUGGACGAAGCUGCACUAGACAAGUUUACUGCAACCAGUGCUGCAAGUUUCAGCUUGCCAUUUGGAGGGCAACUACCGCUCAACGAGUUCCUCCUUGCUGUCGGACAGUUGAAGUUUCGAGGGACGUCCCUGUUGUUUCGCUCACCAUCAUCAGUGUUGCCAACGUUAAAAAAGAAAUACACGCAAGAAUCGCUUGUUGAACCAGUGACCAAGAGGUCAAAAACGUUUCAUCCCACUGUGGCCAACGAUGCAAUGGAUCAGAGUGCUAACUCAGAGGAGUCCGUGGUAACGGAAGUGACCCACAAGUUUCAGGCUCCAGGUGGCCAAUAUGACCUUGCGACCCACUCCGUGAAGGUCAGGAGAACGGGGACCCUGGUUGACGUUCUUUCUCUGUGGGACCUAGAAGGAACGUCUGCCGUCACCAAGAGCUCGAGGCUAAGCGAGAAGACAAGGUUUGAGCGUCUUCCCUCUGUGGAUUCAUUUAACCAAAAAUCCCACGCAAACGAAAUGCUAGCGGGGCUGCGCUACUUCGAGCGAGCAGUUCGCAAGGAAGCGGAUGGUCGGGCAGCCACUACAGGGCGACUGCCAAAGGACCCAUUCAGCUGGGGGGAGGUGGAUCGUCAGGCUUUGGCCCGCUGUCUCGUAGCCAUGUGCAAACAGACGAGAGAGCUGAUGUUUGCCGAGCCGAGGCUCCUCAAGCUAUCUGUGCCAACGUACAUUUUGGGGGACAUCCAUGGCAACUACAGGGACCUCAUCUGUUUUGAGAAAGCCCUGUGGCGUAUGGGUCCUGUCUUAACGCCGGCAAAUUUCCUCUUCCUGGGCGACUACGUUGACAGGGGAGAACAUGGAUUCGAGGUGAUUUCUCACCUCUUUGCACAGAAGAUAUUAGCCCCCGAUAAGUUCUACCUCCUGAGGGGCAACCAUGAGGUGCGCAAUGUGCAGAAGAUGUUCACCUUCUACAAUGAAUGUGUGAAUAAGUUUGGUGACCGUGUUGGUGCCGAAGUCUGGGAGCAGAUAAAUGCGUGCUUUGAUGUCAUGCCUAUAGCUGCUGUUGUCGACAAUAAAGUGUUUUGUGUCCAUGGUGGGAUACCGCCACCCUGGCUCGGCGGAGGAUUUUUAUCGGCAAUCAACCAGAUUCCCAAGCCACUCAACGAUCCUGAAAAUCAAUCUCCCUUGGCUUGGGAACUGAUGUGGAGUGACCCAAUCUCCAAUGAAGUUGCCUUGGACACCCAAAAGGCAUUCCUGCCCAACACCAAACGAGGCACAGCACACAUGUUCAGUGCAGAGGCACUGGAAGAAUUCCUUUCUCGCAACGAGCUGUCUCACGUUGUCAGGGCACAUGAGGUUCAACAGGCAGGGUUUCAAGUUCAACAAAAGGGGAAGCUGUUGACCGUCUUCUCUUCAUCCCACUACUGUGGAGGGUCUAACGAAGCAGCAUGCAUUCUUGCUGAUCGCCAGAAAUUGCGAACUAUACGACUGGACACAACGUAAAUUGCACUUGCUCUUCAUGAACUCUACCCGUGCUUCCCCACCAUGUAACAUAAAUAUCUUCCAAUCAUUACCAUUUAGUUGCUGUUGCAAGCAGAAUAAGAACCGAUGAACCUUUAGUGAUGUCUUCAGAUAACAAGCUUUUAUGACUGUCUUCAAACAGGUCACAUUUCUACACGCUUUGCACUCUCUCUCUGUUCUCGAGCCUCAUACAAAUUAUGCAGCCAUGGCAGUUGCUUUGGUAUGUGCUGGAAGGGCCCUUUUUGUGUGUGUUGAGGCUGGUGGCUCAUAUUAGCAAAAUAUAAGCCUAGCUACCAAAACUUCCAUGAAAAAUUAAAAUUUUAUGCCCCGUGGCACUAUAGGUAUUACAAAAACUCACUGCCGGUCUAUCGUGUGUACCUGUGAUCGUAAGAAGUUGGGAAAAUUUUUGCACGUUUACACGGUCAUGUUUUAAAUAGCUGCAUCUCAUCAGGUAAACGAGUGCACAUUGUACAUAAAGUGUGUCACCCACCGAUACCCUUGUUAUGUUUGUCUUUUGUCAUAAAAAGAUGGUUGGAAACAGAAUAAAGUAUACUUCCAACAUGCC